UCUCUCCAUGAGAACACACCCAUAGAAGGCAGUGGAAAAGAAAGAAGCCUGGAAAGACCAUUAAAGAUAGAGCAGCAGUGCACUUCCUUUAUUACCAACAAGCCCGUUCGUCUCUGAGGAAUUUAACAGCAGUAGUCACACUAAAACUCAGCGUGUGGCAUCUCGAACGGCGGUGGACAUUGUACUUUUCGGCUGUGUGAGGGACUGGGAUCAUUGUUGACAUCGCAGAAGAUCGUCUGCCUCCCUCUAAUUUUGCUGUCAGGUAUUAAAGUGAAGCAAUGAAGAGUGUCAGGAGCUGUAUUGGCACACUUGUGGUGCUGGUACUGUUUCGGGUGGGAGAGAUCGCAGAAGCGUGCAGUUGUUCCCCCGUCCAUCCUCAACAGGCGUUCUGCAAUGCUGAUGUUGUAAUCAGGGCCAAAGUGGUUGGAAAAAAAGAAGUGGAUUCUGGGAAUGAUAUUUAUGGGAACCCCAUCAAGCGGAUCCAAUAUGAGAUUAAGCAGAUCAAGAUGUUCAAAGGCCCGGAUCGCCACAUUGACGUGAUCUUCACCGCGCCCACAUCUGCAGUGUGUGGGGUGACGAAUUUGGACACUAACGGCAAGAAGGAGUACCUCAUCUCAGGCAAGGCGGAGGCCAACGGCAAGAUGCACGUGACUCUGUGUGAUCUCAUCAUGCCCUGGGAAUCCAUGAGUGCCACCCAGAAGAAGAGCCUCAGUCAGCGCUAUCAGAUGGGGUGUGACUGCAAGGUGAGUUUAUUUCUCCUGUGUACACAUAAUAAUCAUUACUGUGCAACAUACUGUCAACAUGGUUAGUGCACAAUUCAGAAUUUAAAGAAUGGGCUUUCUUUCUUUCUUUCCUUCCAUGCAUUUAUCUAUGAAUCAAUCCAUCCAUCGAUCUGAGUAAUUAUCUGUCUAUUCAUUCUUCUAUCCAUCCAUCCAUCCAUUUGUUAUGCGUCCAUCAUUCAUCCAUCCAUCCAUCCAGGUAUCUGUGUAAUUAUGUCUUUCUUUCCAUCCGUCCAUUUGUCUAUCCAUCCAUCCAUCCAUAUAUUAGGCCUAUAAAAGUUUUCCUGUUCAUAUAGUGCAUAAAGUGUGGAAUAUAUCACACUUUGUUUUUGCAUU
This is a messenger RNA of Sinocyclocheilus grahami, 1115 nucleotides long. Its product is annotated as metalloproteinase inhibitor 2-like. Gene Ontology annotation, biological process: negative regulation of endopeptidase activity; response to hormone; response to cytokine. Gene Ontology annotation, cellular component: extracellular matrix. Gene Ontology annotation, molecular function: metalloendopeptidase inhibitor activity; protease binding. The transcript has 4 exons. The record is from RefSeq and is a predicted model, not a curated record. Lineage: Eukaryota; Metazoa; Chordata; Actinopteri; Cypriniformes; Cyprinidae. The coding region runs from base 279 to 809 and encodes 176 amino acids.